ACAGCUGUGCAUGCAGCAGUAGCAGCAUCAUGUGGGAGUAGGCUGGGCGGGGAAAAGCCACUUCAUGUGACGUCAGUACAGAAACAGUUCAGCCAGUUUGGAGAGGAGGAAGCAGGACUUCUCUGUGUACCGAAACCUGGACGUCCACGCAGAAGACACCCCCCGGCUCCUGCAGGAAGCACCAGCCGAGCCGGAUACUCAAACCCAGCCCCCGCCCCAGCAGUUGCCGCCGUUCCGCGGUCACUUCACGCGACUUGCAUUUAGCGGCAGAAACACCGGAUACGAGCUCUGCUGCCGGGACCGAGACUUCCGUUAAGAAGCACGGCGGGGGAAAAUCGUUCCAGUCGAUAUUUCUAGAGGCUGGCAUGUAGCAGCCCCGUGUGCAGGCUGCAGGGCUCUCUGUAAUGAAGAGGCAAGCCAAGAAGGUGCUGGAGGAGGAGGCGGUCUUGUGCUGCUGCGAAUACAUGAACAGACAUGGACAGCGCAGCCAUGUAGCAGCCUGCUGCUGUGACUGUGAGGACCUGGAUGACGCCUGUGACAGGUUUCUGAAGAGGGAACCUCAGAAGCCUGAAUCCCUGUCACAGGUGGCUGCAGUCGUCACAGAUCGGAUUCGUGUGCCGUGGCUGUGGGGUGGAGCUCGCAAGGUGGACCUGUCCAUCAUUCCUCCUCUUCUUCUCCUUCCUGCCCUGCUGCACCUUGCUGCUCUCCACUUCCUGAUUGGGAUGGUGGUUCUGACAGCUCUGCCGGGCUUAGUGCUGUGGUACUACUAUUUCACCCACCGUAAGAAAGGACGGACCCUCUUCUUCCUCAGCCUGGCCCUUUUCUCCUUGGCGUACAUGUACUACUUGUUCAUCACUGAGGUGUUUCCACGUGGGGAUUUUGGACUGCUUCAGCUAGCGCUGGUAAGCGUCGGGGUUGUCCUCACCCUGCUGGCUCUUUUCCACACCAAGAGAGAUCCGGGCAUCCUGCACCCAAACGAAGAGUCCGUUCACAGCAAGGUGGUGUAUUACAGCUCCCCCACAGGCAGAAACCCUUCCCUCAGUGGUGGGAGGCAGGAUGUGACGAUGACUGUAGCCAACCGGGCUGGGGUGUCGGAGCAUGCGGAGGAGGAAAUGAAGGAAAGCAACCGAAAGAACUGGUGUCAGGCAUGCAGGAUGGUGCGGCCCCCCAGGGCGGGGCAUUGUCGCAUCUGUGGUGUCUGCGUGCUGCGUCUCGACCACCACUGUGUCUGGAUAAACAGCUGUGUGGGGCAGGCCAAUCACCGCAGCUUUCUGCUCACGCUCGUCCUCUUCCUGUUGACGUCCCUGUACGGAAUCAGCCUGGUGCUACAGAGUGUGUGUCCACGGCAAAAUCUCCUCUUCGCCUUACUCUACUGCCCAGGAGUCUACAACCAGUACAGCACUGCUCUUUGCUUCACCUGUGCGUGGUACAGCAGCAUCGUGACGGGCGGGUUGCUUCACCUGCUGGCGAUACAGCUCAUCAACGUCAGCUACAACGUGACCGAGCGCGAAGCCCGCAUCGCCCUGCGAGAGAAAACCGCUCGCAGCGCCUACUGGGGACUCGUCGUGAACACUGGCGCCUAUUCCCGAGGUUUCCGUGGCAACUGGUCUGAGUUCAUGAGCAUGGGAGACAAAGUGAUUCCCCCCUCUCCCACUGACUUGGUGUGAGAGACUUGUGAUGCAAUGCUGUUUAAAGUUUGGGAAUUGUGGCUGCUGGUGUGUUAGUGUCCACUGGAUGGCAGCAUGACUCCUUUUAACUGAUUGGACGUGCUGCUGGCAGCAAACCUCAGAGCUGCUACGUUUUUAACGUGCAACAUAUGGAGUUGCACUGACUUUGACACUUAGCAAUAACAACUACUCACGCCCAUAAGAUGCACAUACUGCCAUAAAUGUGAAGGACAUGCAGGAUCUCCUCUAUGCAGCUGGUCAUAUACGUCACCUCUGCCAAACAAAUAUUACUAGUCCUUCACGCUGGAUGUCUUCCUUGACUUGAAGGCUGACCUUAUGUCUCCCCUCCUUCGUAGUGCCUUGAUGCGAGACAAUAACUCCAAUCUGCUGAUCCUGGUGGGGACAUUUUGUCUGAACACAGCACAAGAUGAUGCCUCUGAGUGCACAGAUAGGAUAUUCAAGGAGGCUCUCUAGGGCUCACUAUAACCUUUUCAUCAUUCACAAACAGACUGCACUUGACCUUACUUGGCCUUGUGAAACGAAUUCAUGGAUAUUUAUCACAACUAAUUGAAACAUUUUAGCACAGGCCAGAUAGGCCAGCUAAUUUGAAGUUCCACAGCAGCUGAUUGCUUAGUUAUUACCACACGGUUACUUUGACUCUUUUAAUCCGUUUCAAAACUGACUCAGAAAUGGAACAACUCUUAGAUAAAUGGAAAACGCAAAUGAAUCAAUAUGUUUUGGCAUCAGUUAGAAAUGAGUUUUUCACUGCUUUUGGUUCUCACAGGCAUUAAAGGGGUUUUUUUGGGGGGUUUUUUGUUUGUUUUUUGUAUUCCAAUAAUUGCUCUGGUUGAUUUAUGUGUUUCUGUGAAAAUAUUUUAUAAAAUAAAUGUAAGAAGUGUGCAGUGUGUCA
This is a messenger RNA of Maylandia zebra (zebra mbuna), 2577 nucleotides long. RefSeq names its product zDHHC palmitoyltransferase 23b (gene zdhhc23b). Gene Ontology annotation, molecular function: protein-cysteine S-palmitoyltransferase activity. Gene Ontology annotation, cellular component: Golgi apparatus; endoplasmic reticulum. Lineage: Eukaryota; Metazoa; Chordata; Actinopteri; Cichliformes; Cichlidae. Gene Ontology annotation, biological process: protein targeting to membrane; peptidyl-L-cysteine S-palmitoylation. The record is from RefSeq and is a predicted model, not a curated record.